ACGGUACAAACUUUGCGCGAAGCCUGAAGUUGUUCCAGUUGCUGACGCUAGGAGCUGUCCGCGGUGCUGAAACGGCUCGACUCAGUCUGAGAGGUGCUGACAGAAAUUGAACAUUCUCUGGCUCUCCUCCGUUCACAAUUACAAAUCUGAUCAGAGCUCCCAUUCUCGCGAAGCGUCCUCGUUCCUCACAACGCGUGCGGCGGAGGUCUCACGGAACGUUCGCGUCCUGCUCUUCUUUAAUUAUUCGGAAAGUGUUUUAAUACAAGGACAUAUUCUCUGAUAGGAACCCACUGCCGCGAGCAUGAACUCGACAAGAAAUUACAAACCAAACAUGGUCAUUCUGAUCCUGGCUGUUUAUGCUGGCGUGUGGAUGGCACGAGGGCAAGGUUCUUUUAUGGACAGGAGGUUAGCAGUCACCCAAAGAGGAGGUCAGCUAGAAGCAGAGGAUGGGUCCAAUCCAUAUCACACCACACAGGACACGGACAGAGACCUGCCCCUGUUCACGACAGCUCCCCCUUACAGCGGCCUCGACCACCAUCCGCCUUUUAAGCCCUACCCGCCUUACGACCCCCGGGGCCAAAGCCACGAGCAGUAUUUUCAAGACAGUGGAGGGGCAGCUCACCAUCCCACAAUGCCAUCGUCUAGUUCCCAUCUCCUCCAGGAUCUGUCCACACAGCUGGUCCCACAUGAGGACGCGCUUCCUUUCUCUGAUGUAGCAGCUCCCAGAACCACCACACUGGCUCCAUCGGCUGCCGCCCUCACCCAGCCGCACGUGUUCAACAUCCAACACAAACCUUCAGCACAAACACAUAAGAGAAGCACAGAGGAACCACCUGUGUCUAUGACUGUAGCUUCACUGACCACCACUGACGCGCACACAUCUGCACCGCCUGCUUCUAAACAGUCAGAUAGAGGAGAUGUCACACCAACUUUAAACAAUAAGCCCAAAGAUACAACAAUCCCAGCGAAAAGAGACAAAGAAAAAUCCUCAGUACUCAAGGUAGAACAUGGUACUUCAGGAAGUGAUGUUGCUGUAAAAGCAUCAUCGGCGUCUGGGGAUCUGGAUGACGAGACCACCACCUCCACCAUCAUCACCACAACGGUUAUUACGACCAUGCAAACGCCAGCUCCGUGCAGCACCAAUUUCACAUCGCCGGGAGGCUACAUAGAGACACCGCAGCAAGCCAGGAGCUGGUACAAUACGGAUGUGGACUGCACAUACACCGUGACAGUCUACAUGGGCUAUGGGGUGGAAAUUCAGGUGAUGAACGUGAGCCUGGGAGAGGGCGACGUGGUCAGAUUUGAAGACCUGGGCGGCCGGGAACCGUCUGUGCUGGCCAACGAGUCCAUCUUGCUGAAAGGUCUGGUGGUGCGCAGCUGGAGCAACCAAAUCUCCAUCCACUUCCGCAGCCGACAGCCGCAGUCCAGCUCCUUGCUGCUGCGUUACCAAGCAUUUGUGUUAAGUUGCAACUUCCCUGAUAGACCAGCAUAUGGGGAUGUGUCGGUUACCAGCCUGCAUGCAGGGGGAGAGGCCUAUUUCUACUGCUUCAAUGGGUACCAACUCCAGGGUCCCUCCACCCUCACGUGCCGCAAUGCCACCACACCCUACUGGAGCGGCAAAGUGCCACGCUGUCUUGUGUCCUGCGGAGGAAUGCUGAAGAACGCGACUCUCGGCCGCAUCGUGUCUCCUGGCUUCCCUGGCAACUACAGCAACAACCUGACCUGCCAUUGGGUGCUGGAGGCCCCUGAGGGUCAACGGCUGCACGUGCACUUCGAGAAGGUGGCUCUCGCGGAAGACGACGACAGGUUUCUGAUUAAAAACGGCAACCACAUUGAUUCGCCGAUUUUGUACGAUUCAUACGAGGUGGAGUACCUUCCAAACGAGGGAAUCGUUAGUUCCACCAGACAUCUCUUUGUGGAGUUUACGACGGAUGGUUUCGGGACCAACACAGGAGUAGCCAUCAGAUAUGAAGCUUUUGCAGCAGGGCACUGCUACGAGCCAUUCGUCAAGUACGGCAACUUCACCACCACUGACAGCACCUACGCUGUGGGCACGGUUGUGGAGUUCACCUGUGACCCCGGAUACACCCUGGAGCAGGGCUCUGUUAUCAUCGAGUGCAUGGAUCCCAGCAACCCUCAAUGGAAUGAGACUGAGCCCGCCUGCAGAGCGGUUUGCAGUGGAGAGAUCACGGAUUCAGCUGGGGUGGUGCUGUCUCCAAACUGGCCUGAGGCCUAUGAUAAGGGUCAGGACUGCAUCUGGGGGAUCCAUGUUGAAGAAGACAAGAGGAUCAUGCUGGACAUCCAAGUUCUCCACAUGGGAAAGAACGACCUGCUGACUUUUUACGAUGGAGAUGACCUGACUGCAAAGAUCCUGGGCCAGUACAGCGGCUCCCGUCCUCGCUUCAAACUCUACACCUCCAUGGCUGAUGUGACCAUCCAGUUCCAGUCGGACCCUGCUACCAACAUUUACGGCUACAACAACGGCUUUGUGGUGCACUUUUUCGAGGUUCCCCGUAACGACACCUGUCCAGAGCUUCCGGAAAUCUCCAACGGCUGGAAGACCACAUCUCACCCUGACCUGGUACACGGCACGGUAGUGACCUAUCAGUGUUACCCAGGCUUUGAGGUGGUGGGCACCGAAAUGCUCAUGUGUCAGUGGGACCUGACCUGGAGCGGAGACUUGCCUAGCUGUGAAAGAGUUCUGUCAUGCCCGGACCCAGGCACUGUGGAGCACAGUCGUAGGGUGAUGUCAGGCCCGCGUCUCAUCGUGGGCUCUACUGUCCAGUACAUCUGUAACAAAGGCUACUCGCUGUCAGGAAACAGCCUUCUCUCCUGCUACCACCGUGACUCCACCGGCCCCAAAUGGAGCGAGAAGCUGCCCAAAUGCAUUCCUGAUUCGUACGAGCCGUGUAGGAACCCCGGCACUCCUCCCUAUACCAUUCAGAGCUCGGAGAAGCAUGUGUAUCAGGCUGGAGAAACUGUGCGCUUCUCCUGCAUGAGUGGAUAUGAGCUGCAGGGUGAACCUGUUCUCCGCUGUGUCCCCGGGCAUCCUUCCAAAUGGAGCCAUCCACCCCCGCUGUGCAAAGCGGUAACACUGGAGUACGUAGAUGAACGCAGACUGGAUGUGGCCAGUGCAGACUUCAGUAUGGAGGGAGCCAGUGUGGCCGUAUCCAUUUUUAUCCCAGUGGCCGUAAUCAUAAUUAUCAUCAUGUCAAUAUAUUUCUACUUUUCAAGGGUGCAAGGCAAGUCUCUACGACUCUCCAUGUCCACAUCGCCACAGUACGAUCACAUCAGAGGAGAGUCAGCUUUUGAAAACCCCAUCUACGAGACUGCAAACAAUGAGGUGAGAUUUUGACUGUCAAUACUUUUACACUCAUGCAUGCUCUUGUCCUCCAGCCUCCUGCGUCUAGCAUGCAUUACAGACUGCAGGUUAUUCACACUUCUUAUGUGCUGUGCUAGUGUCCCUCUAGAUCUCUCUAUGUGUGGUAUAGCACUCAUAACACAGUCCCAGCAGCACUCACUGCCUGCAUAUACUAAACCGUUCGAUAACAGUUUCUAGCCUCCAGGGCAAAGUCUGCGUUUGACUGUACAUAUGUGUGUGUGGCUGGACAGAUGAUUGUCUGUGUACUGUAUAUGUUUGUGCAUGUGUGUGUGUGGCGGUUCUUCUUACACUAAUGCCCUGAAGUGGUGUACUAGCAUUAUGUGAAGAUGAUGCAAACACAAGCAUCUCUCUCGAGUGUGAAGAAAGACAUAACAAGUGUGGGUUUACGAAAGACGACUGUGAUUACAAAAAGCAGAACCGAUCAAUAUUGCAUUUUGGAUAUUUCAUUUCAGGAUUCGAAAGGUUUUUAUUUCAUAUGCGUUAUUGAUUUAGCAUGCUGUUUAUUUUUUAAACAUCAAAAGGAUUUUUAAUACUCAUUUAAUAAUCUGCAUUGUGUUUAUUUGUGAUAACAUCACAGUAUCACUUCAUAAAUCACACAUUGUUUUUCCUCCAAUUUUCAUUAUGUUUCCAUUGCUGAUUAUUUUUACGUUUUUUCAUGCUUAAGUUGCAUGGUAUUUUUGAUUUGUACAGAGACCUAUGAUUCAAAGCAGCCACCAGAGGUACUCUCUAGGAUUCUGUUGUAAAGAAAGAGCCUGUAAGGAGAGUUGAUCAAUGGAAUAGCAUCACAUGGACAAGGCCGAGAAGGAUACGAGAGAAUACGAAGUCUCCAUUUAAUAAAAACAAGGCUUGUUUUAGCAUGGAGGACCGCAAGCCUUUCUUUGCCUUGUGGAAGAUCUCUCAGUUCCUUUCACAUCUUGUGUAGCCAACUCUGCUCUUAAAUCACGCCUACCUUCUCAUCUUUUCCCAUCUGCUGUAAAUAUCACCUUGCUUCUGAGGACUUCCGCAAGUGAAGAGUGUGGACAACAUGAUAUUAUUUUUGUAGAGCUUCAAUAGCCAUGGCCUAGCAGAAUUGCUUGUACAGUUUUUACCCGUAAUUGAGCCAAAUUAAGGAAUUCUUCAAAAAAAAAAAAAAAAGACUGAUACUAGGGGAGUCCAUGUUAUUUGGGCGAUUGAUGUCUCUCUAAACAGAUUUAUUCUUUUUUUUUUUUUUUUUGGUCGCACUUUUGCACUCACAAGCCCUCCUUCUUCCUCUCUAAAAAAUUAACAUGUGAAUGUACAUUGUGAGAUUUAAAUAAAUCACAAGUACUGGAAAUAGUUGCAGUUGUUUUGAACUGCCAUUCAAAAGUUUGGAGUCAGAGUGAAGUCUCAUAUCCACCUUAUUUUUCCUAUAAGAGCUGCCAUGGCCAUUUGUAAAUUUAAUGUGUCUGGCUUCCGGUCUCAUCCACGUCCAGCUAUUUUUAGCUGUACAAAACAGCUUGUUUUGCUGCUUGAUAUUGCAAACUGGUGUGCAUUAAUGUAUUAUCUUAAUUAUGAACACAAUGGUUUGCAAUGCAAACAGUUUUACGGUUGACUGCACAUUGUUAUUCUUCUUUUUAUUUCCCUACGGCGGCUUAUAAACAUCGAAAAAUAAGGUGGAUAUGGAAGCUUGUUUCCGCCACUGAAUAAAAAAAAAAAAAAGGUAAUUACGUUUUUUUAUCUUUUUAUCAAAAUUUUUACUUUUUUCUUAGAAUUGUGAGAUAAAAACUUGCAAUUGUGGGUCAUAAGACAGAAUUGUGAGAUAUAAACUCACAAUUUUAACUUUUUUACUCAGAAUUGUGAGUUAAUAUCUUGUAAUUGUGACUUUUUCCUUAAAAUUGAAAGUUUAUAUCUCAGAAUUGUAAAGUUUUUCUCAGAAUUGCGACUUAUAUCUCUCUGUAUCUAUAUUGUGGAUGUAUAUAUCUCGCAAUUCUGACUUUUUAACACAAUUGCGAGGUAUUAAGUCAGAUUUGGGAGAUAUAAACUUGCUAUUAAGAGAACAAGUUUAUUUUUUCCCUCAAAAUUGAAAUUUAUUGAUUGCAAUUGUGAGUUUAUUUCUGAGGAAUAAAGUCAAGUGUGUCAUAAAGUCAUAAUUGCGAGUUAUAAAGUCUAAAUUGCGAAAUAUAAACUCACAAUUCUGAGAAAUAAAGUCAAAAGUGCAAGAUAUCAACUCACAAUUCAGAUUUUUUUCUCAAAAAAUUGCAACUGUGGGUCAUAAGGACAGAAUUGUGAGAUAUAAACUCACAAUUUUGACAUUUUUACUCAGAAUUGCAAGUUUAUAUCUCAUAAUUAUGACGUUUUUCUCAGAAUUGCAAGUUUAUAUCUUGCAGUUCUGACUUUAUAACGCACAAUUGUCAGUUAUUAACAGAAUUGCAAGAUAUAAACUCGCAAUUGCAAGAAAAAAGUCAGAAUUGUGCAUUUACUAGAAAAAAAUUUAGAAUUGCGAGUUUUUAUCUUGCAAUUCUGACUUUUUUCUUGCAAAAAUUCUGAGAAAAAAAGUCAGAAUUGUACGUUUUUAUCUCACAAUUGUGACUUUAUAACUCGCAAUUGCAAGUUUAUAUCUCAAUUCUGAGGAAAAAAAGUCACACUAACCUUUUUUACUUUUUAUUCAGUAACGGAAACAGGCUUUCAAUGUCAAAACACAUUAAAAACAGUAACACUGUAAAAUAUUAUUACACUUUUUAUUUGAAUAUUUUUUUAAAUGUCAUUUAUUCUUGAAUUUUCAGCAACCAUAACUCCAGUCUUCAGUGUCACAUGAUCCUUUAGAAAUCAUUCUAAUAUGCUAGUCAGAUAAAUUAAGAAAAUUUUCCUUAUUAUUAUCAAUGCUGAAAACAGUUGUGCUGCUCAUAUUGUGGAAAGCAUGAUAAUUUUAUUCAGGAUUCUUUCAUGAAUAGAAUGUUGAAAAGAACAUUUAUUUAAAAUAUAAUUUUUCAACAAUAUGAAAGUUUUUACUGUCACUUUUGAGCAGUUUAGAGCAUCCUUUCUGAAUAAAACUAUUAAAAAAUAUUACAGACUUCAGACUUUUGAAUGUUAGUGUAUCUGUUCUUAUCUAAAUAAAUUAGACACAAAUGUAAUCAUAACAUUUUAAACCUGAACAGCAACCACUGAACAAUUAAACCUAUGCAUGGUUUACAGUUUACAGUUUUUUUUUUUUGUUUUGUUUUUUUUCCCACACCAUGAAAAAGAGAUGUGUUACUUACAAAAGUAGUGAUUAUAAACCUUCAAAUAACAUCUGCCAGUUUUAUGAAGUGUAGUGUUUUGCAUGGAAACUGGUACAUCUGUAUCCAGUAAUGUGAAGUGGAUCCCUGUUUCAUUGGGGUGAUCUCAAGCAUUUACGUUAACCUUAAUUAUGACUCGCCUGUGUGUAUAGUGUCAAACAAAAGACUGCUGGGGAAGUAGUCUCUAUCUGUGUUCAAUUUCAGCUUGGUUGAUUUAGCCAAAAGUUAAAAAUCUAUGUACAGAAUGUUCUUGUAAAUCAUCCCUCCUUCACUGAUCAAUUGGCUCUGAUUUUUUGGUUUCCGUUUAUUUUUGUAUGUUUUUAUACAUAUUAUGGAACAAAAUAACAACUGACUGUACUCUUUCAGCAGGCACUCUUAAUAUAUAAAUAUCUAAGAAUGUACAUAAAAUUUGUAUUAGAUAUGGCUUCAAUGUAUGUAUAUAUGAGGUUUAUCUAUUAUAGAAUAGAUCUUUGUUCAUCAUUUCACACUGUCUGUUAAUAUCAAUCUAAAACAGUUAUGUACUUGGUCCCCAUAUGAAUGUUGUCCGUAUUGAUUGAAAUAUUGUCAUUUCAAUGUAAUUAGCAAAAGCUGCCAAAAACAUCACAAUUGGUCACAUGACAGACUUGCAUCGUGAGUGUACGUUUCAGUGUUUCACUGUCUCUAACUAAACAACAGAGUUUUCAAUGGAAGUCAAGGAACUCUAAUGCAUUCGUUCAGAGCAACAUUAAUGGAUCUGAUAUAGUUAUAGGCUUACGUUCUUAUUAAAUUAUCCAAAGCAACUUGUCAAUGAGGUAUACAGCAUGAGCAGUAAUAUGAGAAGUGCUAUAACAGACAUUUACAGGAUAUUUCAGUAAAAGAGUAGUUUGAGUUUUUAUUUGUAUUUAUUUACACUACCAGUCAAAAGUUUUUGAACAGUAAGAUUUUUAAUGCUUUUUAAAGAAGUCUCUUCUGCUCACCAAGCCAGCAUUUAUUUGAUCCAAAGUACAGCAAAAACGGUACAAUUUUGAAAUGCUUUUACUAUUGAAAAUAACUGUUUUCUAUUUAAAUAUAUUUUAAAAUGUAAUCUAUUCCUGUGAUUUCAAAGCUGAAUUUUUAGAAUCAUUACUCCAGUCACGAUCCUUCAGAAAUCAUUCUAAUAUUCUGAUUCGCUGGUCAAAAACAGUUAUUUUAAUUGUUAAAUGAGUAGAAUUUUUUUUUUUUAAAAUUUUUCUUUGAUGAAUAGAAAGUUCAGAAGAACAGCAUUUGUUUGAUAUAGAAAUAUUUUGUAACAUUAUAAAUGUCUUUAUCAUCACUUUUGAUCAAUUUAAAGCAUUCUUGCUAAAUGAAAGUGUUCAUUUCUAUAAUGUCCUUCCCCAAAAAAUCAAAAAAAUUAUACUCCAAGCUUUUCAAUGGUAUAAUGUAAAAUGUUAUUAAAAAAAAAAAAAAUAAAAAAAUAAAUAUAUAUAUAUAUAUAUAUAUAUAUAUAUAUAUAUAUUAAUAUAUUCAAAUAGAAAAAAGUUGUUUUAAAUAAUAAAAAUAUUUCACAAUAUUACUGCCCUUGCUGUAAUUUGUAAAUAAAAUAAAUGUAGGCUCUGUGAGCAGAAAAGAAUUCUUAAAAAAAAAAAAAAAACAAUAAAAAUAUUACUAUUCAAAAACUUUUGACUGGUAGUGUAUGUGUUUAUUUUUUGAGGGAUUCAGUAUUCACAGAAGAAAUCUGUCGUAAAAGUUGUAAGGGACUUAAUCAUGAUUCAAAUUGUUUCUUUUUACUUCAUUGUACUGUACUGUAAUGAUUUACCACAACGUUGUCAAAGCAUAUCUUCAAUUAAAAAUGAUAUUCCAUCAA
Molecule: messenger RNA, 8437 nt
Organism: Labeo rohita (rohu)
Lineage: Eukaryota; Metazoa; Chordata; Actinopteri; Cypriniformes; Cyprinidae
Gene: sez6b
Product: seizure related 6 homolog b
Exons: 18
Coding region: 302-3355 (1017 amino acids)
Biological process (GO): regulation of dendrite development; synapse maturation
Cellular component (GO): dendritic shaft; endoplasmic reticulum; neuronal cell body
Source: RefSeq, a predicted model, not a curated record